Dermatophagoides pteronyssinus (European house dust mite) is the source of this 2451-nucleotide messenger RNA. It is a transcript of the gene Ufl1, whose product is annotated as UFM1 specific ligase 1. Gene Ontology annotation, molecular function: UFM1 ligase activity. The record is from RefSeq and is a predicted model, not a curated record. Gene Ontology annotation, cellular component: endoplasmic reticulum membrane. NCBI's taxonomy places the organism in Eukaryota, Metazoa, Arthropoda, Arachnida, Sarcoptiformes, Pyroglyphidae. Gene Ontology annotation, biological process: response to endoplasmic reticulum stress; protein K69-linked ufmylation; regulation of proteasomal ubiquitin-dependent protein catabolic process.
CAAAAAGAUUUUGUCGAAUUUUUUUUCUUGCGACGUGGCCAGUCAACAUAAAUUAAUUCGAAUCGAUUGUUUUUUAUCCAAUCAUCGAAAUCACGAUGGCUGCAGAUUGGGAAGAGGUGAAAAAAUUGGCUUCUGAUUUUCAGAGAGCUCAGCAGAUGAGCUCGGCUUUGAAACUUUCAGAAAGAAAUUGUGUCGAUAUUGUGAAAAAGCUAAUCGAAAAAAAAUUGAUCAAUGUAUUGUUUACAAACGAUGGCAAAGAAUAUUUGACUUCCGAUCAUCUUAGAUAUGAAAUCGAAGGUGAACUCUAUGCUGCUGGCGGACGAAUUUCCAUUCCUGAUUUAGUCACCAUUUUGAAUGUCGAUUAUAGCCAUGUAGAAGCUUCGGCCAAUCAAAUAGCUCGAAACAGUGGUGGAGAAAUCAACAUUGUACUUGGGCAAUUAGUUUCACGUGAUUACAAGGACAAUCUAGCAUCGGAGAUUGAUCUGCAUCUUCAAGAAUCUGGAUCAUUGUCGAUUGGAGAUCUAUCAAAGCAGUAUGAUUUACCAGCUGAUUUUCUUGCCAAUCUAAUCCGAGAACGAUUAAAUACAUUAAUUCAAGGUCAACUUGAUAAUGAUGCUCGAAUCAUUUACACAUAUGAUUAUCUAGCUCGAUACGAAUCACAAAUAAUUGGAAUAUUUUCUGCCAUAACAAAAUCGAUUGCAUUGCAAACGAUAAUCAAUCGUUAUAAUAUUUCGGAAAAGAUUCUAACAUCAACUUUAGAUAAAUUAUUGGAAAAGAAACGAAUACUUGGUGUUGUUUCUGGGCCAACAUUCAUACCGGAUAUUUAUUCGAAAAAUCAGCAAGAAUAUGUUAAUAGCUUUUUCAAACAUAAUCAAUAUCUAGACUAUUCAACAUUGAUCAAGCUAGGCAUUUCCAAUCCGCAAACUUACUUGCAGAAAAAAUUCGGUGAUCAACUUUGUUAUCUGAAUACUUGUGCCGUUGAUCAAAUGUUGAGCAUUCAACUUGAAACCAGUUUCGAAGAUGUCAUACAGAACAAAUCAUUUGUGGAUAUAUUCGAAAUGAUUCCAUCAGUUCUGACAACAGUCGAUACCGAUUUGUUGAUUAAAAAGACUUUAGAAAAUAAAAAUUACGCCAAUUCUAUCGAAAUAUUAUGUGAUACUUAUGUGACGAGCAAAUCAUUUUUGGAACAAGCAAAAGAAUAUUUUGAACAAAUCAAAAAAGAUAGAGCUGAAGAAGAUUUGAAAAAUGGUGUGUUGCAAAAUUAUUUUUUCAGAUCGAAAAGUUCUAUUGUAAAAUCUACCGAAGUUGAAGAUAGUAAAAAAUUUACCAAGGAUGAUCAUGGUGGCAGAAAAGGUAAAGGUAAAAGUUCCGGUGGUAGUACUGGUGGUGGUGGCGGUGGUGCAACUCAAAAAAGAGAAGUGAAAACAAAAGCAGUAAAAAAGAAAUAUAAACCUGGCCAAAAAGGACAAAAAUCUGAACAAGAACAAGAUGAUUCCGGUGUGAGUGAAUUAGAAUUUCUUUCAAUGGAACAAGUGAUCAAUGUUCUAACAGAAAAAUUGACUGAUGAUGUAUCAACUGAAUUUAUCGAAUCGAUUGCCGAAUCAAUAAUUGAAGAUUUACGUAAAUCAUACGAAGUAUAUGCGAAAGAAUUGUUCAUCACACGAAAUGCUGAAAUGAAUAAAACGAAGAAAAGCUUCGCUGAAUUGCAAAGCUUUGUUAAUUCCAACUAUUCGAAAAUACUAUUAUUCAAUAGAUCCAUUCAAUUUAUUGGUGAAUCCAGCCAAUGCUUUAAGGAUUUACAAUCCAGACUAGCUAAACAUUUGUUACGAACAUUGGCAACAGAUAUUGUUAACGAAUUGGUUUCAUUUUUCAAUGAUGAAAUAUUAUCGGAAAAUAUUUCACUUGAAGCUCGUACGAAAAUAAUCAACAAACUUGAUUUUGAAUUCAAAAAUGAAUUCAUCAAACUUAAUGAAUCUUUGAAUUCAAACGAAGUACAAGCUUUUAUCGAUGAAUUAGAGGAAUGUGCUGCUAAAAUUGAUCUGAUGAUCAAAAAGAUUGAUGCAAAAAAAGAAAAAUUAAUCUUAUCCGAACACCAACAAUCACUUUUGCUGCAAUUGAACGAAUGUCAAGAUUCUAUUCUGUGUUUACACAUUCUGGUAUUGCUGGUUUUUCAAAUGGUUCAUCAUCAUAUGUUGCAUGCAAGUGGAAAAUUUGUACCACAAAUUCUACAAUUCCUUCAGAAAAGCACAAACGAAGAAAUAUUUCAGGCUAUGAAAGAAUGUCAAGAUGAUGUUCUGCAAUUUAUUGCUGUCAAAGAUGAUCAGGCUAAAUCUGAUACCAAGACCAAAUUGAAUCAAUCAAUUGGUCAUUGUAAACAAUUGUUGAAUGAUUUUAUUGCAAAAAAAUUACCAUUAUCUAAGGUUUAAAAAUAAAUUUUAAAUUUAUUAUUUA